This is a messenger RNA of Nelumbo nucifera (sacred lotus), 2991 nucleotides long. RefSeq names its product inositol polyphosphate multikinase beta-like. NCBI's taxonomy places the organism in Eukaryota, Viridiplantae, Streptophyta, Magnoliopsida, Proteales, Nelumbonaceae. Gene Ontology annotation, cellular component: cytoplasm; nucleus. Gene Ontology annotation, biological process: inositol phosphate biosynthetic process. The record is from RefSeq and is a predicted model, not a curated record. Gene Ontology annotation, molecular function: inositol tetrakisphosphate kinase activity; inositol-1,4,5-trisphosphate 3-kinase activity.
UGGCUCGGCUUGAAUCCACCCCUAUUCUCCACCCUUGCCGCUGGCCGCUGCUCGACGUUGGUUUCUCCUUUUUCAUGUAUGACGGCAGCGCUUAAGAAUUGGGAAAGUAAAAUACAGGGAGAAGAAAGAAAUUACAGAAAGAGAAAGAUCAAGAACUGAAACCAGCGGUUCUGAUUGUCGGAAUUUCGUUGCCGCCACCGGUUCUGAUUGCCAGAGCUCACGCUGGUGGGGUUCCUGAUAAAGGGUUCCCUCGCAUACAGAGUAAAGAAUGAAAUCUAACCUCAAGAUAGUCGUGUAACGCAAGAGAGUUUAGGGAAGAGUUCCGUCCGGACAAGAUAAAGGAAGAUGGAUUUGCUCAUUUGCUGUGGAAUUGGGGAUGAUCAACCGUCGACCACAAUCCAACAAAAAUGUGGUAUUCGGAUAAAGUAAGAUGAAUGCAGCAACUGGUUGAGCGACUGAUUCCUCUCCCACGUGCACAAGGAGCAGUGAUUUGGGAUAUUUCUUCCUUUGGAAGUUGGGAGAAAAGAUGGUCAAUGGCACCCAACAUAUUUUCCAAUAUAAUGCCUCUAUGAGUCUUUAUAAUAUUCCAGAAAGAUCAUUUCUUGGAUCACAAUCAAUCUUUUUUCAGAAACUUGGAAAGUUGCAAAGAUUUUAAUGGGAGAGAGAGACUGAAAAUCUGAAACUUGGGAUUUCUAAGUUCUGCUCUCUUAGCAGUUAAUAAUCAUAGGCUAAGGUUACUACUUACUGCUAAUCUGGAGUAAGAUGGUGUUAACUGUUAGCUGAACAAAAGCUGCUUCAUGCCUGAAGGCAACGCCAAUAAGGAUCGUCUCAUGAAUAAAAUCUCAAGUCUUGUCAUCGUCCAAUUGUACUCUACAGUGGCCACUGGUGAUGGAAUUCCUUUUAAGGUCAUGGACCCAGUCACCCAACUUUGGAUCCCCAACUGCCCAUAUUAUUAUUUGAUGACCGACCUCAUUAAUGAUUUGACCAAAUGAGCUUGGUGAUCAGACCUGGCCUACACAGAGCUGCCAAAUGCUGUCUCCUUUGCAGUUUUCAUCCAUACAUCUAACCCUUCACCCCCCACAUGUUCAGAGUACUCUCAGUUAUCCCCUGCAAACUCUCAACAGAAACUGUCUUAGCUCUUUCUGAUCUCCACUCAGCUCAGAUCAUCUACCCAAGCUACCGUUCUCUCCAUGGCUGAAUGACUCGGAGAAGCCAUGCAUGUCCACUUCAAGUUCAAGAAACCUUCUUAAAUCUUAAGUGUCGGUAUCACACUGUUCCACUCUUCUCUGUUAUGCUUGGAAUUCAAAAUUGACUAGUCAGGAGAGCUAAGCAGCUUUUCUGUGUCUUGGUUGCAGUGAAACUUGGGGUGAUUGUCACGUGGGGACGUGUGAUUGUGACAACACGAGUCAAUAUCCCUGAGAUAUUGACGUUUGGUUCUUUCUGGGCGUUUUGCGUCUGCCAAACAAACUUUUGUUGUUCACUUGUUUGUUCGAGUUUGAAGGUUCAACUUUAGAUGGAGUUUGAGCCAGUUUGGAUGAUGCCCAGAAGUAAUUUGAAGUCCUUGAAGUGUUGUAGAUGGCAGAACAACUGAGGCUAUGUUCUAUAAUGUACUGAAUAAUGUAUUAGUUUGCUUCCUUUGAGAGAUUCCUUUUUCCAUUCUGAUUCCAGUGGUUGUAGUUGCCAAUUGUGGAAUUCUUCAUUUCUUUGGUUUGAAGUUUGAACCAUAGUCUGAAUAGACGUGGAGAAAAAGUAUUUGUUGCCAGGUGCAUUUUCACUAUGUUUAAGACCCCUGAACAUCAAGUUGCUGGGUACCAGGCUUGCGAUGGAAAGCUUGGUCCAUUGAUUGAUGAUUCAGGUCACUUCUACAAGCCUCUUCAGAAUGAUGAACGUGGGUCCAAAGAGGUGGCCUUUUAUACUUCUUUCUCUUCCAACACCAGAAUACCAGAUUAUGUCCGAAGAUUCUUCCCCAUUUUCCAUGGAACCCAGCUUUUAGAAGGUUCAGAUGGAUCCGGGCUGCACCCCCACCUUGUUUUGGAGGAUCUGGUCUCAAAUCGUGUCCUCCCAUCUGUUAUCGACAUCAAGAUUGGCUCCAGGACCUGGUACCCUCAAGCAUCUGAUGAUUAUUUCCAGAGAUGCAUCAAGAAAGACGGAGAGUCCACAAGCUUGCAAUUGGGCUUUAGGAUAUCUGGUUUGAAAGUCUAUGAGAGUGAGGAGUCAGGGUUCUGGAAACCUAAUAAGAAGCAAACCCAGAGUUUUACCAUGAAGGACGUUAAGUCAGUUCUGAGGAAGUUUGUUUCUUCUAACCCAUCUUCAGAUGGGGUCCCAGAUUGUUCAUUUGCCUCAGUUGUUUAUGGAGGUUCCACUGGAAUUCUGGCACAGUUACUGGAGCUGAAAGCAUGGUUUGAGGAUCAAACUAUUUUUCACUUCUACUCUUGUUCAGUUCUUAUGGUUUAUGAAAAGGAGGGGGCAUUGAAAGGGAUUCCGGGUGCAGAAAUCAAGCUUGUUGAUUUUGCUCAUGUCUUGGAGGGUGAAGGUGUUAUUGAUCAUAACUUCUUGGGGGGGCUAUGCUCUUUGAUAAAGUGUGUCUCGGAGAUACUCACCAGUCCAGAUGAACAAACAAGCAAUGCUUUUUUGAAGGAAUUUGAGAACAGGUUCUAAUGUUCUAUUUUGAAAAUGGUAUACAAGAAUAAGCAGAGAACUCUCAACUGGUUAGCUUGCAUCUCUUGGGUUUAAAUUGCACAUCUCUAUUUCUUCUUCUCUUUAGGAUGGAGUUCCUUUUGCCUUACUCUAGUGAAGAAAAUUUUGAUUUCAUUGAGCUUAGUGAGAGAGAUUGGACUGGUUUCAGAAAAAAAAUGAUAAAAAGAAAUUUGCACAAUGUGGUCAAUCUUCCCAAAACUUGAUAGACGUUUGAAGUGACUGUGACCCAAGUAGCUGUUAAUUAACCAACUAGCAACUUGAUAAAAGAACUUUGUAAAUAUACUUGAAGUCUCU